Trypanosoma cruzi is the source of this 714-nucleotide messenger RNA. RefSeq lists its product as uncharacterized. Bases 1 to 714 code for a protein of 237 amino acids. The record is from RefSeq and is a predicted model, not a curated record. The transcript has a single exon. NCBI's taxonomy places the organism in Eukaryota, Euglenozoa, Kinetoplastea, Trypanosomatida, Trypanosomatidae.
AUGGCUUUAAACGACGUGAGCGGCCGCGGUGGCGGUGGCGGUGUGCGUGAACUCGGCACCGUGACGGCAGGCAUGGCCAUGAUGAACUUUGAUGAGAAGACAAGACCGUACACGCGUGCGGACUUUUUGAGGUUUCUGCAGAACUACGAGGAGAAUUUGAGCCCGUCGGAGAUGCGCCUCGUUGAAAAGGGGAUGUUUGGCACUUUCGUGGGAAUGCCGCUUGGCUUUUUUCUCGUUUACAAGCUCAGCGGGCGCCUUGCGUGGCACCGCGUUGUCCGUGUGUUCGCCACCAUGGAUGACAAGGAGGCCGCAGCCAAGCCGUCGUGGAUAGUGCGCAACAUACCACGCGUUGGAAGGACACUCUUCGGGCUGACGGGGGCAACAAUUCCGUACAUGUUGAUACAGCAGUGGUUUAUCUCGCGGGUUCUGGAGCUUGACGAGCAUGAUAGUAAUCUUUCUUUUCAUGUGAGGCGUCUUAUGAUCACGCAGCGCAGCGGGAUGAUGUUUAAACGCACAGCAACACGUGAGGUGACACGCGAGGAGCAGGAUCGGCUGCUGCGGGAGUCGGCUGAGCAGAUGGAGGAGAACCGCUCGGGUCGUCGUGGCGGCGCACCCGCGGGGGCGGUGGACGUCAACUUGCGUUUAGGGCAGCAGGUACUGACGCCCGUGGCGCAAAGCGGCUACAAACCCAUGCCGGGCAAGUCUGGAUCGUGA